AUGACUAUGGAAGUUAAGAAAAGCCCAGGGUCACCACGAGUGCGUUUUUCAAAAACACAUAGUGUCAUACAAUACGACAGAAUGUCUCCACCUAGCGGUCGAAUGAAACCAGCGAUAACCCGAUCGGUGACCGCUAUGGCGGUCAUGCAAUCAACGCCCACCCGACCCGCCAUGAGACCUAUCCAGCCAACGGAGAUGACCCUAAGUCUGGACGAUAUUUACCGAGUAGCCGAGCGCGAGAGACUAACGUAUACGGCAAAAAGUCGACACCAGAGCGUGGUUGCCGCACACCAAAGUGUCCGCACCAAACUGGAAGGACUAAAUCGAAGUCGCCCAAACACCAGUGCCAGUCGGUAUAUACACGCUGUCCGCCGGGAAACAAUGACUCCAAAGAGUAUCCGAAGUGAACCGGCGCCUUCUCGAGUAUCCUCUCGACAGGAGGGAGAUUAUCAUAUUGAAGAACUAGAGAAACACUAUACCAUAAAUCCUGCGUCUCCCUCUCCAAUCUGCUGUGAGAUCAUGGGACCACGAACUUGUCGAGAAUGUAGUCGAUACCAUAUUCGAACUAUGGACCGCGCAAGAACAGACGCACAAUUCAGAACCUUAAGAAUUUCAAAUGAAAAUAUAGCAGUAGCAUCGAUUUUAAAAAGAUAUUUACCUGAACUGUCUUAUGAAGAAAUCCAAGACAAAGUUGCAAGGGGCGAAAUUGCAAGGCAUCGAGUUCCGAAUAGUUCUAUAGAUUCUGACGAUGAGUUUGAAAAGGACCGCGACAGAAAGCGACAACAGCCUUUUAUAGACGCUCGUUUAAAACGGCAAGCAACGAACUAUGAAAAGUGCCGGAAAUUAUCUCAAAUGUUUUUUGUAAACGUGAGAGAUCUAAAUUUUAAAAUAAACAGCGGGAAAGUGUCAAAGUCGCUGGGAUUUACAGAAAAUAAGUCUGAUGCAGCAAAAGCACGGGCUGUCCUUCAAAAAUGGCGAGUAGCUGACCCUGUGACGCCGUCUUUUGUCAGUCCGAAGAAGAUCGUGAUGAUGAAAGAACCGGAGUAUAAAACCUAUUUCGCGCCACCAUUGCUUCCGAAAGAAUCUCAAAACCCAGAACCGUCUUUCUUUGCAGGUUCCAGUGAUGGCUACAAACUUCCAGAUAAACUUCCCGACGAAAUUGUUUUUGUUGACAUUAAGUCCAAACCUACGUCAAGUGCUGCGUCAGUAGUUUCAGAUGCUUCUGACGACAUCGACCUUCUCGACUAUGAAAAAAGUUCGCGUGAUUCUUGCACGGACACAAAGGAAGAAACAGUUCCUGAAAAAGACAAAGAGGAAGUUAAUUCUGAGCAUUCUGAUGAGGAAACGUGA
Ylistrum balloti is the source of this 1350-nucleotide messenger RNA. RefSeq lists its product as uncharacterized. The transcript has 2 exons. The record is from RefSeq and is a predicted model, not a curated record. Lineage: Eukaryota; Metazoa; Mollusca; Bivalvia; Pectinida; Pectinidae. The coding region runs from base 1 to 1350 and encodes 449 amino acids.